AUGGCCUUGGUAUGCAGACACGAUAUCCCGAUCUUUGUAGCAUCAAUCAACACCCCUGGAGAGCAGCAGAAAUUCCCCAUUGCAUUACUUGAAGCUCUUUUUUCCAUGGUACCGAGGGAAGCGACUAUAGUAGGUCUAUACGACGUCGGGUGUGUCUUAGAUCGGAGCCUUUCCAUGUUUGACUUGCUACAUGCUGAAUAUACGUCAAGGCUCGCACUUGCAACAAGUGUCAUGCAUGCGUACGGGCAUCAAUGGUCGUGUCAGUUGCAAUACAACCCACGUCUGCACGCUGGGCUUGGGCUUACUGAUGGGGAAGGAACUGAAAGAUUGUGGUCUCGGCUACGUGAGUUGAUAGGGAUUGAACGACGUUCAUCGGCAGCAAGGAGGCUUUGGUUGCUCGACCGACAACUGGAUUCCAUUGCCGCCGAUCUUCGGAGUUCUCUAGGCACAUGGCAACGACAUCGACUCCACACGAAUGUCCACAAGAAGGAAAUUGAGGUUUCGCAAAUCUUUUCGGCCGACAAGAUACCAAGCAAUAUACUUCAGGAGCAAUGGAGAUUACAGCACAAAGCGCAGACAUCUGCUCGUGCUCAUGCGCCGGCGCGUCUGAAGAGGCAACUCAGCAAGGUACUCCAGCUUCAAGGCGAAAUCGAAGUCGUUGAAGCAAGUAUUGCAAGUACCAAAACUGCCAUUCGAAUCCUACCCUCUUCUUCCCAUCUCGCCCUCACUAUCAUCUCAACCCUCGAGAAGACUCACAACACACUGAAGGCCCAGGCCGAAGAACUCUACCUUUCUCUGAACCUCCCAGAGGAAUUCCGAGAUCUGAAAGGGGUCUCUUUGGAGUUUCUUCAGAACCUGAUCCUUGCUCGUGACCUCAAGAUCAUUAUUCGAAGAAGUGCAGUUGGCACCUUUUUUGAAUGGGACCGUUUGGACGAGGCCGUCGGAGGACGUGACGCAGCGAUCGGUACCAAGCUUCACCAGAUAACUCGCAACUCUAUUUCCAAGCGCAAGCCCGCCCUUCUGAAUAAUAUAAACAAGUAUAACAUGUACAGUCGACACUCCCAUAAGGCAUACCCUUCGGUGAGGGUCAAAAAGUAUGCCUUUUGGGAGGGUAUGCCGUAG
Messenger RNA from Marasmius oreades (fairy-ring Marasmius), 1122 nucleotides. RefSeq lists its product as uncharacterized. NCBI's taxonomy places the organism in Eukaryota, Fungi, Basidiomycota, Agaricomycetes, Agaricales, Marasmiaceae. The record is from RefSeq and is a predicted model, not a curated record. The transcript is spliced from 5 exons. The coding region runs from base 1 to 1122 and encodes 373 amino acids.